AUGUUUAGUAUAAUGAAGUCUAAUCUUUCGAAGAGAAAGAACCAGCUAUUAGAGAGUAAAGAAGUAGAAACAGAAGACUUAAAAACUCACAAGAUAAGACAAGAGGAGAAGGGAACUGGUGCCCGGAGAGCAAAGAUAUAUAUGCUCAUUGGAGUAGCUAUACUGUGCCAUGUGUGGAACAGAGUGUUGACAGUAGAUGGGCUAAGAGAUGUCCAGAUAAAAGCUGCUGCUAUUUCUGAAGAAACAGAAGAAGACAGCGCAGAUAGUAUAAUAAUGCCAGUGCUAAAAAAAGAAGCCAGAAACAUUGGGUUUAUGUACAGAAAGAGGUUUUUUUCGCCUGAGAUAAAGCUAGACUACUGUAUACCACUUGAAGAGACUGGUUGUGAACGUACUAUUUAUAGGUUUAAGCGAAACUGCAGUCUGGACAAAGUAUGUGAUGAUAAUGAGCUUUUAUAUGAAGGUGACUUGCUCAAGUACAAAAAAGAGUACUUUAAUACGCUUCUUAACAUGUUUCCCUCACUAGGUGAAUGUGUGUCCAUAUUGUCAGACGAUAUUGACUCCUUCUAUACAUUUAUUAAUAGUGCUAAUGUAAAAGAGCAUAAGCACAAAAUACUUGCCUCAUUGCUAAUGCUUGCAGAGGGAAAGAGUGUACCACUCUCAUUUAAUAAAAGUUAUAACAGAACAGAGCUCGUUCUGAGGAAGACAAAUAGUGAAGAAGAGCACUUCAGAGUGAGCAUGAAUGUGUUGGUCAAAACUAGCAAAGAAGAAACAGAGUCUACAGAUGUGUUUGAAGAGGUGCUCCAACAAAAGGCAAUUGAAGUUAUAAACUUUUUUAUAGAGAACAGAAAAAAUAAGGUCUUUAUAAAAGAGAAAGAUAGCUCAAAGCCAUCUGACUGUGAUAUGCAUGAGAAAGUUCAGUUUGUAAACAGCCCAGCCUUCCUUAUACAAACCUAUAUACACCACUGCCUAGAAACUACCAAGGAGGCAGUUUUAUUCAUUCAUACAGCCUAUUGCUUGCUAGGCGAAUGGAUGCCACAGAAAGAAGAAUCCUUGAGAAAAGAGGAGAUGGAAAACAUUGCAAGAUAUCUGAUAAGUAGGUAUAUAGAGCAGAAAGACGAACUUGCAAGAGAAAGUGUGAAAAGAUACUAUAUAAGUUGUCAUCUACCUGAUAGGUAUAUAAAGGAGAAAGAAAAAAAAAUAGCUGAGAAACGGCACAAUGCUUUUUUCAAAUCCAUAGUGUCAGAAGAAAAUCGCCCAUUUGAUAUAGAGAAGAUAGACAUAACUCAUAUGAACAAAAUAUUUAUGCGCAAUGAUUAUAUGGAUAACUGCGAUGAUCUUUUAUAUCUAGGUGUAGCUUCAGAUGUUGUUCCUGUCCCAAUAAAGACGGACAAUUCGAGCGCUUCUUCUCCUGCACCUGGAAUAAAUCCCCUAGAUGACAAGCAUAUUCAAGAGGAUGCUAAGCCCACACUAUCGCCUAGAUUUACUGACCAUUUAGAGACAGUGCUUCUAGGCCUUCUACUGUCUAGCGCAUAUAACAUUGUGAAGAAUAUAUACAGUGUUGACCACAUAAAGCAUGCCUCUGAGGAGCUGAAAAGCUUUUUCAAGAAAUAUUCGAGCGCGCGUGAGCAAGUAGGAAAGGAAAUGCACGAUGACUGGAACAAAGUAGUGGGGGGCCUGCCUAAUCCAAAAAUUCGCUAUAUGCGACCAGACAGAAAUCAGCUUAUGCCUGGGAUGAUAAACAUGAUGCAUGUUAUUAAAGAGAUAACAGGAGUGGGUUCCAUAAAGAAAAUAGAUAGGCUUAAAAGAAGACUGUAUUUGGUUGAAGAAACCCAGAGUAUUGAUGAUAUAAAGAGUCUUUAUGACAUGUCUAAUAAAUUGGAUACAAUAUAUAGCCAGAAAGCGAAGCAUGAGGUUGACAUGCAGAUCAAAGACAUAAUUUAUAUUAGAAAACUGAAGCAUAAAAAAGUGCUUGAAAUGAAACAAAAAAAUGCAAAAACUAAAGAAGAAGCAGCUAAGAUAGAGAAAAAGAUACAAAUAAUAAUUCAAAAAAGAAACAGUGAUGAUUUGGAUCGUUUAGUAAGUCGUUAUAAAAAUAUUAGUAGAUGGAUGGAGUGUAAACUAAAAAAUAAAACGCUUCACUAUCUGAAUAUAAUAUUUUCAGAAAUUGCAUUAAGUAAAACUGCUCUGAUACAUUCAGUAGAUAGAUUUAAAAAGAUUCUUAAUGAAGGACAUGAGGAUUUUUUUUGGAAUAAACUCAAAAUACAAUAUGACAAGAGUCAUCUGCAUUUGGACUACUCACAUUGCUAUGAGUUUGAUAUGUCUCUUGAAAGUGACCCGAAUAAAAAAGAACUAAAAACGUGGAAAAGCAGGUUUUGGUUGUUUUUAGACUAUGAUUUAGAAAAUCUAGAAUCGCCUAUUAUAGGGAUGCUUAAUUCCUAUAAAGAUAAAGGUAUCGAGACAAGUGAACCCAAAGAAGAGAAUAAGAAUCCCUUGACUCUGAAUAAACAUGUGGGUCCUACUCUUUUGUAUGAAAAAGAGUACAGGAUUGUUGAUACUCUCCUGCUUAAUCCUCUAAUCCAUAAGAUGGAUCAUAUAAACAAAAAUGUAUGGGGGCUGCUUCUAUAUGGAAUGGAAAAAAAACUUGACAAAAAUCAUCCUUUUUUACGCCUAGCAGAUAACAUCUUGCACAGUACUUGCUUUAUGAAUAGUAAGAUUAGAAAUACAAUGUUUAUAUUUCUUAGUCACAUCCCAGUAGAUAAGCAUCAUCCGCUAACAGGAAUAGACAAGAGUAUAGAUGAAAAAUAUAUUCCAUCCACAAUACGUGAAGUAUUAUACUUAGCAAAAAGUAUAAAAUUUCUAUCGCAGGCAACGUAUGCCAAUAUACUAACUAACUUAAUGAUUAGUUUGCAAAGAAAAUAUAGUAAUGAUAACUACGAAUGCAAUGAUUUUUCUGAAGACCUGAUCUCUAUAAUUCGGAGCGAGCCUUCGCUUAUCAAGAUUUUAACACUGAAUGGAACCAUUAUGGACUAUAUUUUUAAAAUUAUUCAAUCUAUAGAGGGAGUAGAAACUAAGUAUACAGCUAGUGAUUGUAAGAGAUUUGGCAACCGGCCUUUGCUGUGGAUUAUUUACUCUGCACAAAAAUUUAAAUAUACAGGAUGGUCUAAUGUAGUACAAGAAUGCUAUAACUUAAUUGAUAUAGAAAGCUUCAAAAAUGAUAGUGUCUAUAUACGUUAUUGUAGUAACACGUGGUUUGUAAAUAGGCCAAAUCUGUUUAAAGAGAUAAAAGACAUAGUGUGUGUUGAGAAUGAUAGGGAGAGUAUGGAAAAGUUUUCAAAAAUUCAAUCUCAUUUAAUAUAA
Messenger RNA from Nematocida ausubeli, 3357 nucleotides. RefSeq lists its product as uncharacterized. NCBI's taxonomy places the organism in Eukaryota, Fungi, Microsporidia. Bases 1 to 3357 code for a protein of 1118 amino acids. The record is from RefSeq and is a predicted model, not a curated record. The transcript has a single exon.